AUGCGCGCCGUGUGCGCCGUGUGGGCAUCUGACAACGCGCAACAGACGCGGCUCGUGCGCGUGCUCGACGCCCUCUACGCAAGCGUUACGGCUUUCGAGGAGAUUGUGAAGACGAUGCUCUUAUUUCUGAAAGCGGCGCCUGGACAAUCCCAGUACGAGGGCUUGGGUCACUUAGAUAGCGGCCACUCUAAGCCCUUGAACAUUGUGAUUAUCGGGGCGGGCAUUGGCGGACUCACGGCCGCCAUUAGACUGCGGCGAAGCGGCCAUAACGUCCAGAUCGCUGUGGCGCACCACCGUAACCCGAAACUGAUCCUCCGAAAGAUGCGCCUUGUCCAGUCAUGGGAGACCGGCUUCUUCUGCGAGUUCGACUCCGCGAUCAAUCACGAGGCUUAG
Molecule: messenger RNA, 393 nt
Organism: Lasiosphaeria miniovina
Lineage: Eukaryota; Fungi; Ascomycota; Sordariomycetes; Sordariales; Lasiosphaeriaceae
Exons: 3
Coding region: 1-393 (130 amino acids)
Source: RefSeq, a predicted model, not a curated record